Messenger RNA from Rangifer tarandus platyrhynchus (Svalbard reindeer), 396 nucleotides. Lineage: Eukaryota; Metazoa; Chordata; Mammalia; Artiodactyla; Cervidae. The record is from the annotation of a GenBank genome assembly.
AUGAUGGGCAAGGGGAACAGUCCUCACCUCUGGGACCCUGCCCAGGUCCCUCUCAAGCGCUGGAAGCAGAGAUGCAAUCCUGGGUUGGGCAGACCGAUGCACCGUCUGAUGUCCACACGGCUGUGUGAUGCUGUGUCCCCGCAGAAGGCGCCAGGACCUUCCACAAUUAUACCACGUCCUCUGACUGGCCUUCUACAAGGAUGUCCAAAGGUGUCACCGGUGCAUCCAGUUCCUACAUUUUCCCCGACUGACCCUGCUCAUGAGACGCCUUUGUUUGACACGGUGGGUAAAGCGGGGCUCUGUGCGUGUGGCCUGCAGUGGCCGUGCGUAGCACUCCACAGAGACUGUUCAGUAGCAAGAGACCGGAACAUUGUGACUUGGAACUUUGGGGGGUAG